AUUGCUCCAUUCCAAUUGAUUGUGUCUAAUAAGCUGAAUUUGCAAUUAAAUGGUUAAUGUUAUAAUUUUGUAUCCAAACGUUGUCCAACGGUUUGUUGUGCUAUUUGACUUAUUAUGCUUGUGUUUCUCGAAUCAAACGGUGUCGGUUACGGAACCGAAAGAACGAUAGCUCCGUUCCGCAAAUAGCUCGAUGGACACGCUGGUCUGUGUCUCUACUUCUGCGAAAAGAUAAAUCUAAAGGGACUUAUCACCAUGCAAUAUAUAACGUUUAUGAUCUUUCAAGGUAUGCCAGGGCAGCGGUCGAGUUUGUGGACUUGCUACAAAAAGGAUCCAACGGGUACAAAAGCGAAAUGCUUAUUUUGCGGUCAGCUAAUGUCAUUGGCAAAAUCAACGUUCACGAAUUUACGACGGCAUAUCUUAAGGAAGCAUCCUCAUUUACAAGAGCAAGUUGCACCUCAGGUACGUAAUUCGAACACAUUGGGCAUUAGAAUAUGGAUCCAUUUCGUAAGGGAACCAGGAAAACGAGCGAGAUGUCGGUACUGUGACAGAACCAUAAGCUACCAAUAUACGACAUCCAGCUUGGCAAGACAUGUGCGAAUACAACAUCCCAAUAUAUGGAUGGAAAGUGAAAACCUGCCUGAUGCUCACAACCAAGAAUAUGAAAAACUAUACCAGGAUGAUGCUGUACAGAAUAACGCAGAAGGACUAAUAUCGAUGAACGAAUCGUACGGAGAGUUUGAAGGCAGGAAUAGUGGACUUAUCGAAUUACAACCCGUGAAAAAUGCAGAACUUAGUGAACCAAUUAAACUGGAAAUCAUUGAUUUAAAUCCUCAACCUAAAGGAAAUGUUGACCACGACCAAAUUGAGAGAAACACCGGUUAUCAGCCAGACAGGGUACGUCAAUUUGAUCAAAGAUCCUCGGAGAACAACGAUUCCGAACAGGAAUUUGAAAUGGCGGAGAUUUUAGAAGAAACGGUUAUAGGUCAAAUUAUUGACCCUAUCAAGACUGCCGACACCGCAGACGCUGGUUAUGCGAAGUAUGCUAAUACGCUACGAGGGCAGAAUUCGGCAGGUUUCGAUAUGAAACAUAUACCGACGAAAGCAGCAGCUUAUGCGACCCAUGUUGCUCUGGAAAUAGAAAGUCUACAUCCACGGCAAAGAGCCAUAGCGCAGAAGCUUAUAUCAGACAUACUGUUCAAUGGGAAGUUGGAAAAUUUGACCGAACAUUCCACGCUAAUAGUACGAGUUGGCACGUUCGAAAGCGAAUAAUACUAAUGGACGAUGAAAUUUUGUUUUGUGAGAGAUUUUUGUGUUGAUAAUUGUUCAUUAAUUUUAAGCAAUUUCUAUGACAGGAACAGAUCACGUAAUAGGAUGGUGAUUUUGUUAGUGAUUAGCUGGUUUGAAAGAGAAUCUUCUCUUAAAUGCUUCACUACAGUUUGGAGUUUCAUUCCCUAACACUAAAUUAACCAUUUUCGCUCAUCUAAUUUAGAAACAAUUUUUAUUGUAGAAUAAAAAAACAAAUUUAGUUAAUAAAACCAUUUAAUUAAGCAUAAAUAACAACGCAGGUGAACUCGUUUACCUGCAAUUAACAAAACGAAAUAAAGUAAAUGAUGCGAUAUGUGUAUCUUAAGCACGGAUGAAGUCGUAAGAUGGUGUUUGUUUUUAUGUGUGUAUUGGUGAGAGCAAGGGCGAACGGUUCCAUGGUGUAACGGUUAGCACUCAGGACUUUGAAUCCUGCGAUCCGAGUUCAAAUCUCGGUGGAACCUCUCUUUUUUGUUUAGUGAGAGACACGGUUUAAAAUCGUUUCGA
Molecule: messenger RNA, 1809 nt
Organism: Anopheles funestus (African malaria mosquito)
Lineage: Eukaryota; Metazoa; Arthropoda; Insecta; Diptera; Culicidae
Exons: 4
Coding region: 253-1269 (338 amino acids)
Molecular function (GO): DNA binding
Source: RefSeq, a predicted model, not a curated record